Messenger RNA from Encephalitozoon cuniculi GB-M1, 723 nucleotides. RefSeq lists its product as uncharacterized. Gene Ontology annotation, cellular component: transcription factor TFIID complex. The record is from RefSeq and is marked provisional. The coding region runs from base 1 to 723 and encodes 240 amino acids. Gene Ontology annotation, biological process: transcription initiation at RNA polymerase II promoter; RNA polymerase II preinitiation complex assembly. The transcript has a single exon. Gene Ontology annotation, molecular function: RNA polymerase II general transcription initiation factor activity. NCBI's taxonomy places the organism in Eukaryota, Fungi, Microsporidia, Unikaryonidae.
AUGGAGCAGCAAUUUAUCCUCAGACUGCACGAGUCGAUAAAACAUGUGGUAGAUCUCGGAAACUCAACAAUAGACAUAUGCGACGACAGGUCUGUCGUUCUGACCCACAAUAACAAGAAAUAUCCCGGGAUAGUUGUAAGACUUCCAUGCAUAGUUGAGUCCCAGAAGACCAUGGACAGCCGGCAGCACUACAAGGUUGCAGACAUAUCCACUCUUGUCGUCGUGUAUCCCGACGACAGUUUCGAUUUUGAUAAGGAAAGGGAGAUGUACGAGCUGAGUGGACUAAGCCCGCCACUGAAAUACGUGAAGGCAAGGAGGUUUAGAAAGAAGAGUAGCAAGAUUGAGUAUGUUGAAGAGAUUGAGAAGAAGGUUAACGAUCUGUUGGAGAAGGACAUGAAGGCCAGAUCUGUUGAGGUGGUUGCAAAGGAAGAGAAAGAAACUUCUGACGAUCUGGAUGUGUUAGCAGCAGAGAUUGAAAACAAGCUAGUGGACAACGCCGAGGCACACAAGGAAGAGGUGCAGAGCCGUCCCGACGAGAUUGGGGAGAAGAAGGAGGAGCAGCCUCGGAAUGAGGAGAUUGAGCGUUUGGAGAAAGGGAUUGAGGAGAAGAGGAGGCAGAUGGAAAGUGCGCUGAAUCCCAUUCUCCAGAAGAGGUUUGAGUCCCAGCUCAAUGUUCUACUGAAGGAGCUUGAAGACGUGAAGAAAGGCAUGGAGAUGGAAUAG